AGCAUGGCGCCGUACAAGGGCCACACGUGACUUCUGUCGGCAGCACCCUCACUGUAGUGGCUCCCGCCCUGAACUCCUGAGUUGCGGCGUCGAGUAUUUGGACCCAGGCGCAGAGAAGUUUGACCAGAGGUCAAGUUUGCUAUUCGGUUACGCGAGAGGAUGCCGACGAAGUACGUCGGGAGAACGACAGCAUGGCAGGGGAAGAGAAUCUGGGAGAUCUUGUGCAAUCUUAAGGACUUUGGGAAAGGGAGGUUGCUGACCAAAGGCAUGUGGGAAUUCAAAUAUCCCAACGAGAUCUCGUACAUAAAAGUCCUCAAGGCUGAACCUAUCAUGGACCAGGAAAAUAAGUUUGGGGCCGUGUGGUGCAAACAAGUGUUUCGAAACCAACAUGAUGGUGAGAGGCUGAUGAGAAAGGGGGUUUAUUCACCCGAUUGGAAACUUAUUCACAAGGAGGAUGAGCACAAAUACCUAGAAGCACCAAAAGUAAUCAGAGAAGAAAAAAUCUUCCCUCGCCAGACACGUCCCCCACCUGCCAUGGAGGAAUCAUUCCGUCUGGAAAAAUUACAAGAGGGCAUUUCAAUCUCGGGCCCCAUCUACAUCGACAUGUGUCUUUCUGGAGAGGGGAAGAGCAAGACAAAUUACCGCAGGGCAAAGGAAACGGAAACACCCAAUGUGACCAUCGAGAAGCCACACAAAGCGUCGCCACAUAGACUCUUCUAUGACCAUCUGGACUCUUAUGAAGCGCCAUUGCAGGACCGUAGUGAAACGUGAUUUGUCUAUUUCCAACUGAUGUCAAUGUGUAACUUUGAAUGGAAUGGAUGUGAAUGCCUUUUUCUUUACAAUACAGUCCAAUUUAAG
This is a messenger RNA of Darwinula stevensoni, 858 nucleotides long. Lineage: Eukaryota; Metazoa; Arthropoda; Ostracoda; Podocopida; Darwinulidae. The record is from the annotation of a GenBank genome assembly.